CUUAAAUGGGAACAGCAGGAAAUGGUGUUUCUUUUUUCCCUGGAAUGCAGCUAAUCCAGCAUGUCUAUUGUUUCUCAAUGGAGAAAAGUGAUGUUUGACAAGAAACUUGUAUGUCGCCUGGCCAGAGGGUGGAGCCUGACUUUAGUCACCGCCCCAUUUUCAUUCUUACCUUUUACAAGUGAACACCGCAGUUAGUCUGGUAUAACACAUCGUAGGAGCUACUCGUGGUGUCUCAAACAUACAAAGACACCAUUUGAAUAUAACCAACAAAUAAGAUGGAAAAAGAUCAAUCCGAGGAUGAAGAGGAGCCCACUGAUGACCAGCAGGAGGAUGAGGUGGACAAUGAGAAUUGGCUCUUGACAGAUGAAACCACAGAGAUUAUCCCAAUGGAUACCAUAGGGAUUCAAAUUGAGCCUGUCACAGUUCAGAUGAGUAUCCCUGAUGGCCUUUGUGGUACGGCGUUCUCCAGGAGAAAAGUCUUUGAGGCUGCGUCUCAGGGAAACACAGCUCAGCUUGAUGGUCUGCUUAACUACCUGCGUGUAAACAAUAAACAACUUACAAACCUGGAAUUCACAGUCACUGGGAAAACUGCACUGCUGAAGGCUCUGAUGCAUCUGAAGGAUGGGCGAAAUGACACCAUCGGAUUUUUCCUGGAUAUUGCAGAGAAAACUGGGGAUUUGGAAAAUUUAAUCAACGCUUCUUACAAAGACAUUUUCUACAACGGUCAGACAGCGCUGCAUGUUGCUAUUGAACGACGGAGCUUUGACCACGUGAAGCUGUUGGUAGAGAAAGGAGCAGAUGUGCAAGCCAAAGCCAAUGGGAGGUUUUUUCAAAUAAAUGCAGACCUGGGCUUUUACUUUGGAGAACUUCCUCUGUCUUUGGCCGCCUGCACCAACCAACCCACCAUUGUGACCUUCCUCAUGGAGAACCCUUACAGAAGAGCAGAUGUGACCGACCAGGACUCACGAGGAAACACUGUCCUGCACACCCUGGUGGUCAUAGCUGACAACACAGCAGAAAACACUGAAAUGUUAGCAAAUAUGUACGAUCAGAUACUCAUCCAGUACAGCAGGUUGGAGAAUCCAAAAAAACUCAAACUGGAAGAUAUAGAAAACAACCAGGGGUUGACUCCACUGAAGUUAGCAGCCAAGCUGGGGAAGAUUGGGAUAUUCAGGCACAUAUUAAACCGGGAAUUUGUGGACAAAGAAAUUAGACCACUGUCUAGAAAAAUUACUCAAUGGGUCUAUGGACCUGUUCACUCCUCACUGUAUGACACCAGCUCCAUUGACACCGACGAAGACAACUCUGUGUUGGACAUUAUUGUCUUUGGGAGUGAAAUUCCAAAUCGACCAGAGAUGCUUCUGAUUGAGCCUCUUUGCAGUCUUCUCAACUAUAAAUGGGAGAGAUUUGCAUCCAAGUUAUUCUUGAUGAAUUUCGUGGCGUAUCUAUUGUACCUGAUCAUCUUCACCUUGGUGGCCUGCUACAGAAAGGAAGGGCAGCCACCGUUUCCCAUUGAAAACGUCACAGCUGAUUCUUUCCACCUCGUGGGGGAGCUGAUCAGUGUCCUGGGAGCAGUGUGGUUUCUAUACAAAGUGAUAAACAUUUUCAGAAGAAACACACCGACUUGCAAGUCUUUGUACACUGAUGGAAUCUAUGACAUUCUGUUUUUUCUGCAGGCGGUACUUCUGCUGAUCAGUGCAGUCUUGUACGUCAGUGGACGCAGGGAAUACGUUGGACUGCUUGUCUUGUCGCUGGCUUUGGCCUGGAUUAAUGUCCUGUACUACUCCAGAGGCUCCAAACAGAUGGGGAUAUACAGCGUGAUGAUGCAAAGGAUGAUCGUUGGUGACCUAUUGACCUUUCUGUGUGUAUAUUUUGUCUUGCUGGUUGGAUUUUCUGCAGCUAUGGUUGCUCUGAUGUACGACGACGCACCAGCUCAUCUGCAGCCUAAGAAUGAGUCAUUGUCAAGUGGGCGGAGUCUAGAUGUCGGGACAGUUCCGUGCAGUAAGCCAACUUACAGCGACCUCCGUUUUACAAUACUGGAACUGUUCAAAUUCACGAUUGGAAUGGGAAAUCUGGAGUUCACUGAUGACGUUCAGUACAGGGAGGUUUUCUACAUCCUGCUCAUCUCCUACAUUGUCCUGACUUACAUCCUGCUGCUCAACAUGCUCAUCGCUCUGAUGGGAAACACCGUUGAAAGAAUCUCCAAGGAGAAUGUCGACAUCUGGAACCUGCAGAAAGCCUCAACCAUUCUGGACAUAGAGAGGGAUCUGCCGCAGAGACUGAGGAGAAAACCGUUUUUCAAAGAGUCCAGAAUGGUGUAUUUCAAACUUCAUGAAAAUGAUGAGCGUAGGAGAUUUCUCAGAGUGGAAGAGAUGAACUGGAGACAGUGGAGGUCAGACCUGGGUGUGGAACCAGAAGAUGAUCCGGAGAAUGAACUAAUGGAUAUUCUAGGAAAACAAUGGAAACAUCGUUCACCCUUGGAGAAGAUCCGUCUCAAACACUGGAAACGUCCCCAUAAAACCGUGAUCUGAUUUAUUACAGUAAUAACCAGUAUAACGUAGAUGUUAUUGUGAUUAAAAAUCUCAUCACGUCUGAUGAUCCUGAUCGCUGACUUCUAACAAGCUAAGACAGACUGAGGUGACUAAUAUAUUGCUCAAAUGAGACGUUUCUGUUCAGUUAUGUUGAGUCAUUGACGUGUCCUACUUUGUAUGUGUAACAAUAUUCUUAUUUUGCUUGAUGUUAAUAUUUUGAAUAUAUCUUUCUAUUUGUUUUGUGGUGGUCGUGGCAGUCUGUUUAAAUUCAUCACUUCUGUUUAAAGCAUUGUCAGCACCAGGCUGUUCAAUAAAUGUGAUCUCUGUUUGGCCACAACUGAGGAAACACUAAAAAAAGAGCUAGUGUGUGUGUGUGUGUGUAUUUGACACACAAAAUCAAUUGGAUGAAGAUACAUAAUAAAAUAGAUCACUGAGCAUUGUUUACAGGAGAUUAUGUUGUAAAUCCACAUAAAUCCACAUCAGACAGUGUCGCUCUCACCUGUCCCAGCAUGCUCUUUGUUCCUCCCUCUACAAGAGUGAUGUUUGAUAAACAACAUUCAUGUCCUCUGGGCACAGGGCGGAGUGUGGCUAUGGCAACUCCCUCACUGCCUCAAGUUACAGUCCUCCCUUCCUGCAAGUCCACACCUGAGCAGCUGUAGCGCCACACACCUCACGAGCCACUCAUGGUCUCAACGCUCUAGUGUUACUUCAUCAAGACGUGGUUGUUAACACCUAAUACGAUGGAAAAGGGUCACCUACAGGACAGUGAGGAGCCCAGUGACAACCAUGAGGAGGAAGAGGAGGCAAACAGUCUGGACUGGCUCUUAAGAAAACACACGGAGAUAACCCCCAUGGACACCAACAUUUUAAUGACUAGUGUCCCUGACAGCAUUCAUGGUGCGAAAUACACCAGAGCGAGGGUCUUUGAAGCUGCAUCUCACGGGGACACAACUCGACUUGAUGGUCUGCUUGACUACCUGCAGGUUAAUAAUAAACGACUUACGAGCCCAGAAUUCAC
Molecule: messenger RNA, 3549 nt
Organism: Cynoglossus semilaevis (tongue sole)
Lineage: Eukaryota; Metazoa; Chordata; Actinopteri; Pleuronectiformes; Cynoglossidae
Product: transient receptor potential cation channel subfamily V member 1-like
Exons: 16
Coding region: 276-2531 (751 amino acids)
Biological process (GO): calcium ion import across plasma membrane
Cellular component (GO): plasma membrane
Molecular function (GO): calcium channel activity; protein binding
Source: RefSeq, a predicted model, not a curated record